Molecule: messenger RNA, 1234 nt
Organism: Rhizophagus irregularis DAOM 181602=DAOM 197198
Lineage: Eukaryota; Fungi; Glomeromycota; Glomeromycetes; Glomerales; Glomeraceae
Product: GTP-binding protein of the rab
Biological process (GO): vesicle-mediated transport
Molecular function (GO): GTPase activity; GTP binding
Source: RefSeq, a predicted model, not a curated record
UUUCAAAGGUAUAACGGGGUAGUGGUUUCAUAUAUAUACAGUUAUCUUUCUUAUCGUGACCACAUAGUUAGUAGUUAACACAAACUCUUUCUCUCCUGGCCAACUUAACUCCUUUGCUUCUAUCUAUUUCUAAUUUCCUUUUUUAUUUACUAUAAUCUCUUAUUUUAACUAACUAACAUGAAUCCAGAAUAUGACUACCUCUUUAAACUUCUGUUGAUCGGCGAUUCUGGGGUUGGCAAAUCAUGCUUGCUACUUCGAUUCGCCGAUGAUACAUAUACAGAGAGUUAUAUUAGUACUAUUGGGGUUGAUUUUAAAAUUCGUACUAUUGAUCUUGAAGGCAAAACCGUUAAGUUACAAAUCUGGGAUACUGCUGGACAAGAACGAUUUCGUACAAUCACUUCUUCUUAUUAUCGCGGUGCCCAUGGAAUCAUUGUUGUUUAUGAUGUUACUGAUCAAGAUACUUUUGCAAAUGUAAAGCAAUGGCUUCAGGAAAUUGACCGUUAUGCUUGUGAAGGUGUUAAUAAAUUGUUAGUUGGAAAUAAGAGCGAUUUGACGAAUAAAAAAGUAGUAGAAUAUACAACUGCUAAGGAAUUUGCCGAGCAAUUGAAUAUUCCAUUCUUGGAGACUUCUGCCAAGAAUGCUACGAAUGUCGAACAAGCUUUCUUAACAAUGGCUAAACAAAUUAAAGACAGAAUGGGUACAACAACCGUCUCUCCGGGAACUCAGAAGCAAACCGUUAAAGUUGGUCCAGGUACAUCAGUACCACAACAACAAAGUGGAGGUUGUUGUUAGGUGAUAUUAAAGGGUGGGGUUUUGGUAAGGAAUUGCUGUUAAAUAAUUUGAAUCCGUUAGUUUGUUACAAUUUAUUUGUCGAAUUAUCAUGUAUGCUUUUAGAUUGAGAGUUUAUCACUUCGCAGUGAACAUUAUUAUAUCACUCAAUUUAUUGUAACUCCUUUUUUUUAAUACAUUAUUUAGUUAUUAUAUAUGGUGUGGGUUUUUUCUUUAUAAAGAUCAGAAAAAAAAGUAUUCGAUUUUGUUUAUUUCUUCAAAAAGUACCUUGUAGAUUCUGUUAGAGGGAAUAUAUAUAUUUUUGUAUUUCUGUCCUUAAAAUUCAAGACACACCUCAAAGUAUUGUGAAGAUGUAAUUUGACAUAAUUUUUUAUAUAUAUUUCAUGUUUUUGCUCUUUUUUACAAUAUAAAUAUUUAUGCUAAUUUGAUAAACUAUUGAUAUACA